UUGGUGACAUAGGCUACUACUUCCUCAUUCAAGCCCAAUUCAAAGUUGAACAGUAAUAAACUGCUAUAUACAGCUGAGCCAUUCUGGCUUUGGCAUAUAUAUUUCUUAUCUUCAUUCAGGUAACUAUUUGUGGUUUAGUUGUUUAGAAGUUGCUACAGUGAAUAAUAACUUUACAUGUUGAUGGAAUACAAGUAUAUUACACCAUAAUGACUGCAUUGCUGUUUAAAGAUGCCUUUUGGGGAGCUGAUUUCACUAAUAAUACGGGCUAUGAGGUUAUCAUGCAGAGAUUAUGCGAUGGGAGGCGGAUGUGCAAAGACAUGGAGGAACUGCUUAAAAUGAGGGCCAUGGCAGAGGAGAAGUAUGGCAAGGACCUUGUGGCAAUAGCCCGUAAAGCUGGGGGACAGUCAGAGAUUAGCACCUUAAAAGCCUCCUUUGAUCAACUUAAAACACAAAUUGAAAACAUUGGGAAUCUGCAUAUCCAGCUAUCUGGAAUGUUAAGGGAAGAGGUCAAGAAGAUGGAAAUAUUCAGAGAGCGUCAGAAAGAACAGAGGAAAAAGUUUGAGGGAAUAAUGGAGAAGGUCCAGAAGAUGAAGGUGUCCUUGUACAGAAAAACCAUGGAGUCUAAGAAGGCCUAUGAGCAGAAAUGCAAAGAAGCGGAUGAUGCAGAGCAGGUCGCUGACAGGUUCGGCUCAUCAACAACCUCCAAGCAGUCGGAGAAGGUACAACACAAAGUCAAGCAAUGCAGACAAGCUGCCACUGAAGCAGGGAACCAAUACUUGUCGAAUAUCGAGCAGCUUGAGAAAGUGCGUCAUGACUGGGAGGAAACACACAAGAGCACGUGUGAGGUGUUUCAGCAGCUAGAGGCAGACCGCAUUACUGUCCUGAGAUGUGUAAUGUGGGACCACUGUAAUCACUUCUCCAUGCAGUGUGUCAAAGACGACGAGUCUUACGACGAGGUGAGGAAGAUUCUGGAGAAUUGUGACAUCACAGUAGAUAACAACUGUUUCAUAGAGAUGAAGACAACAGGUUCAAGUCCACCAGACCCAGUUGUGUUUGAGAACUACUAUGACAGGGAGCCGUGGCCAACCGGGGACAGCAAUGGCAGUGCUCGCUUUGGAGGUGGAGGGGUUAUAAAAAGGUUUUCCAAUCUCUUGCCACGGAAUUCUGGUUCGAAGAUGAGCAUCAGUGAUGGUUCAAAUGUGCAUUCAUUAGCGCCACCUAGUGUUCAGACAGUACCUGACAGCUCAGAUGGAGUGUAUGCAUCCAUACCUGGCUUCCAGCCCGCAGCGACAGCAACUGUGCCUGCUGUGACAACUGACGAGGAUGAGGAUAACUUCAUAGUGCUCUACAAUUACUCUGCACAGGACCAAGAUGAGCUGUCUGUCUCUGUAGGUGAAGUGGUAGUGGUAAUAGAACAGGGUGAAGACGGCUGGUGGACAGUGGAGAGGAACGGACAAGCUGGACUAGUCCCUGGCUCAUACCUAGCCAAAGUCCAAACUUAGAGACAUUCAUUCAUUCAUGAACAUACAUGUAUAUAUAGAGAUAUAUUUCAAUGCAGAGUACACCCUCUGAAAUGUUUCUGUCUUAGCUGACAUUGAUAUUACAGACAAAGUAAAAUAAUUGAACAAACAACACUGGAAAACUACACCUUUUCAUAAUUUAUUUAAUUAGAUCCGAAAUGCAAUUUUCUUAGGUGAAAAUAUUAGUACGCCCCUACCGUCUUCAUUCAAUCAAUUGGCAAAACAGGUGUC
This is a messenger RNA of Esox lucius (northern pike), 1751 nucleotides long. RefSeq names its product proline-serine-threonine phosphatase-interacting protein 1-like. Gene Ontology annotation, cellular component: actin filament; cytoplasm; plasma membrane. Gene Ontology annotation, molecular function: actin filament binding. The transcript is spliced from 14 exons. Bases 207 to 1502 code for a protein of 431 amino acids. Gene Ontology annotation, biological process: actin filament polymerization. The record is from RefSeq and is a predicted model, not a curated record. Lineage: Eukaryota; Metazoa; Chordata; Actinopteri; Esociformes; Esocidae.